AACUAUAUAUCCAUCAUCCUUCUACACAAACCCCAACAGAAUCAAAAUGCAAAACCCAAAAAGCCUCUCAUAAUAAAGCAUCCCCAUUUUUCUCUCUCAAUAAUUUUGCGUAGUUUCCUUUCUUUCUUUCUAUCUAUCUAUUCUAACACCAAAUUAAGGUACCAUGGAACAACCAAAAGGUCCACAACUACAAACACAAGCACCCCAACCCCAUGUAGCUAUUCUACCUAGUCCUGGGAUGGGACACCUAAUCCCACUAGUUGGGUUCGCCAAGAGACUUGUCCAACGCCACCAAAACUUCACCAUCACCUUCAUUGUUCCCACUGAUGGACCUCCCUCCACAGCUCAAAAGUCUGUCCUAGAUGCUCUCCCUAGUUCCAUGAACUACACCUUUCUCCCACCUGUUAAUUUGGAUGAUCAACCCGAAGGCACACAGAUUGAGCCUCUAAUUUCUCUCACUGUGGCUCGCUCUCUUCCUUCUUUGCGCCAACUAUUUAAGUCGUUAACUCUAACUGAGACUUGUGCAAGUACCAAGUUAGUGGCUUUGGUUGUAGAUCUUUUUGGUACUGAAGCCUUUGAUGUUGCUAGAGAAUUUAAUGUCUUGCCUUAUGUUUUCUUUCCCUCCACAGCCAUGGCUUUGUCUUUAUUCCUUUAUCUACCAAAGCUAGAUGAAAUGGUUUCUUGUGAGUAUAGAGACCAUCCUGAGCUGAUUAGAAUUCCUGGGUGUAUUCCAAUUCAUGGUAAAGAUUUGUUAGACCCAGUUCAAGCUAGGAAGAACGAGGCUUACAAGUGGGUUCUUCACCACGCAAAAAGGUACGCUUUGGCUGAAGGAGUCAUGGUCAAUAGCUUUAUGGAGUUGGAACCAGGUGCCAUUAAAUCUUUGCAAGUUGAAGAACCAGGUAAGCCGAAAAUUUACCCUGUUGGGCCUCUUGUGAAUAUGGGUUCAACUAGAAAAGUUGAUGGGUCUGGGUCUGAGUGUCUGACAUGGUUGGAUGGACAGCCACAUGGUUCUGUGUUAUUUGUUUCUUUUGGAAGUGGUGGGACUCUCUCUUAUGAUCAGAUCAACGAGUUGGCUUUGGGGUUGGAAAUGAGUGAACAAAGAUUUUUAUGGGUUGUGAGGAGCCCAAAUGAUAAGGUUGCUAAUGCCAACUUUUUUAGUGUCCAAAGUCAGAAAGACCCUUUUGAUUUCUUGCCAAAAGGGUUUCUGGAAAGGACCAAAGGGAGGGGUCUAGUGGUACCAUCUUGGGCACCACAAGCUGAAGUACUGAGCCAUGGCUCAACUGGUGGGUUCCUUACGCACUGUGGUUGGAAUUCUAUCCUUGAAAGUGUUGUCAAUGGUAUACCACUUAUUGUUUGGCCGCUCUAUGCUGAGCAAAAAAUGAAUGCAGUUAUGCUAACUGAGGACAUAAAGGUGGCAUUGAGAGCAAAGCCUAGUGAAAAUGGGCUUGUAAAACGAGAGGAGAUUGCCAAAGUGAGCAAGGCUUUGUUGGAAGGCGAAGAAGGAAAGAAGCUCAGGAACCAAAUGAAGGACCUAAAGGACGCAGCAGCAAGGAAUCUGAGUGAAGAUGGGGCUUCUACAAAGGCACUUUCUGAGUUGGCUCUCAAGUGGAACAACACAAAGUAACUUAUUUUAGAAUUGCAAUUAUUUUCUUUUUAAGGUCUAUAGCCCAUGAUUGUAUAAUACUUGCUUGCUUUAUUAAUCUAGAGUUGCUUUUCAUACA
Messenger RNA from Quercus robur (English oak), 1721 nucleotides. RefSeq names its product hydroquinone glucosyltransferase. The transcript has a single exon. Lineage: Eukaryota; Viridiplantae; Streptophyta; Magnoliopsida; Fagales; Fagaceae. Gene Ontology annotation, molecular function: UDP-glycosyltransferase activity. The coding region runs from base 164 to 1624 and encodes 486 amino acids. The record is from RefSeq and is a predicted model, not a curated record.